AUGGAUGAGAUUGUCUUUGGGGAGCUGCUCAUCCCCAUCCCCCAGCCCCCUCAGAAGAUCCUGUGUGCAGGUGAAUGCAGCAACUGUGGUCAGGUUACAGCCUCAACUACGGCCCCCACACCUCAGCUCAACGGGCCACCAAAAAACUUUUCAGUAACACCACGGGACUAUGGGACGGCUCCAGGAGACGAUCCCAGCUUGGUGUUUGACCUUAAAGCUGUUGCCAUCGGCCCAAACUUUGUGAAUCUAACCUGGAGAAACAAUGACACAGCUGCUUUUAACUACACGUAUCGAGUCAGGUGCAAGCAUGGGAUGGAAAAUGAGCUCGAGAUUUUGGUGACAAAUCAAACACAGGCUAACAUCACAGACUUGAGCCCGGCAACAACAUAUAUAUUCUCCAUUACUCCAGAAGCAGACAACGGGACUCUGGGAAAAUCCGCAUACAUAAAUGUCACCACAGAGCCAAGUCCGGCCUCUGAUCUUCGUGCUGCCCUGGUGGGUGUGACGCAAGUUGUUCUUACCUGGAAGAAUGACAACGGCACUGCCACCUGCCGGAUGCUCCUGGAAGACACAAAGCACUUAGCCAUCAACUUUUCAGGGCUGGAACCGGGGGUGCAUCAUGAGUUCACCCUGAACGUCUCAGGAUGCAAUGGGACGCAGGACCCACUCACAGUGAAGUGCUUUGAUGCCAACAAUGGAGAGAACAUCAUUGCCUCUCAGGCUUCCUACCCGCUUCCGACCCGAGACACAGAAGUCACGCUGAGGGGGUUGAAGGCCGACACACCGUACAACGUCUCUGUGUAUUCCCAGACAGCAGGCGGCAAGGAGGGCCCGCCCGUGACCCUCAGCUUCCAGACAAAGUCUAGUCAGGUUUUUGACAUCACAGUUGUCAACAUCAGCGCCACAAGCCUGACCCUGACCUGGAAAAUCAAUGAUAAUGCCUCGUCCUAUAGCUAUGAGAUACAGGUUGCUGGGGAGACUGAUGUUCUCAACUUCACCACCGAUGUGACUCAGGCCAUCCUUGCUCCACUCCAGUCCAGCACCUUCUACAACAUCACAGUGUGUCCGGUCUUGGGACAUGGGUCUGUGGGCACGCCAGCUUUUCUCCAAGUAUACACCCCCCCCCGGCCAGUUUCCAACGCCCAUGUGACGAAUGUUAGCACAAGAGAAAUUGGCUUAGCUUGGGACAGCAAUGAUGCAAAUUUCUUUAAGAUAAAUAUUAUAAAGACCGGAACUGUAGAACAUAAAAUGAAAAACACCACUCACCGAAGUAUUGUCAUUGGUGACUUAAAUCCUGGAACUGAUUAUUGUUUUGAAAUAAUUCCGCAAGGACCAAAUGGAACUGAAGGGGAUCCCCAAAGAGUUUGCAGUAGAACUGACGUCAGUGCGGUGUUCAACAUCUCCGUGGUCAACGUCACGUCCACAGAGAUGACUCUGGAAUGGCAGAAUACAGAUAGGGCUUCAGAGUACAACUAUCAUCUCGUUAUCAUGUCUCAGAAUUCCUCUGUCGAGAAGAACAGCACUCACACAGCCAUCACCCUCAGCAACCUGGUCCCAGGCAUCUUAUAUAACAUCACAAUCUCCCCAGAACUGGACAACAUCCAGGGGAACUCCAGCUCCAUUGAACAGUACACACGGCCCAGCAGUGUGUCUGACAUUGAAAUAAGCACCAACACCACAGCAGCAAGCUUUACCUGGAAGAACGUGGAUGAAGCUGCUCCCACAUACACCUACCACCUUCUCAUUAUGAGGAGUGAAAAUGCCAGCGAGGAAAGGCAGGUGGUCACCAGUGUUGGUGUCACCAGUGCUACCGUCACUGAAUUAACACCUGGCGCAUUCUACACUGUGCACAUCUUCACAAAAGUGGGGAAUGCCACCAAGUCGCUGGAGUCCACCUGCCAGUCAUUCUGUACAGAUCCUGCACCAGUCGCCUCUUUUGACUGUGAAAUGGUCCCUAAAAGGCCAAUGUUGGUUCUCAAGUGGACCUGCCCUGACGGCGUCAAUACCGGCUUCCAGCUGGAGAUCAGCAGCGGGGCCUGGAGCAACGUGACCUACCUGGAGAGCUGCUCCUUAGACAAUGGCACUGAGUACAGGACAGAAGUCAAGUAUUUGAACUUUUCUACCUCGUACAACAUCAACAUCACUGCCAUUUCCUGUAACAAGACGGCACUUCCCGCCCAAAACACCUGCCUCACUAGCAUCACAGACCCUCCUCCUCCAUAUGGCUCCCCCAAUAUUACAUCUGUCAACCACUAUUCAGUAAAGGUCAAGUUCAGUGGUUUUGAAGCCAGCAGCGGACCCCUCAAAGCAUACGCUGUCAUUCUCACCACUGGGGAAGCUCUGCGUGCCACUGCAGAUGUUUUGAACUAUACAUACGAUGAUUUCAAAAAGGGGACCUCGGACACGUACGUGACAUACCUCAUAACAACCGGAGACAAGAGACACCCCGAGGGUCUGCCCGAGGGAUUGCGAUACGAGGUGGAUGUGGGGAACGGGUCCGUCACACACGGCUAUCACAACGGGAGGCUGGAGCCUCUGCGCUCCUACCGGGCUUGCGUGGCAGGCUUCACCAGUAUUACCUUUAACCCUCGCAACGCCGGGCUCAUCGAUGGGGCCCAGAGCUACGUUUCCUUCAGCCGCUAUUCAGAUGCCGUUUUCUUGCCCCAGGAUCCAGGCGUCAUCUGUGGAGCAGUUUUUGGAUGUAUCUUCGGUGCUCUGGCUAUCGUGUCCGUGGGAGGCUUCAUCUUCUGGAGGAAGAAAAGGAAAGAUGCAAAGAACAAUGAAUUGUCCUUUUCUCAAAUUAAACCUAAAAAAUCCAAGUUAAUCAAAGUGGAGAAUUUUGAGGCCUACUUUAAGAAACAGCAAGCAGACUCCAACUGUGGGUUCGCAGAAGAAUAUGAAGACCUAAAGCUUGUUGGAAUUGGCCAACCGAAAUAUACUGCUGAGCUGGCUGACAAUAGAGGAAAGAAUCGCUAUAAUAAUGUUCUACCCUAUGAUAUUUCCCGUGUCAAACUUUCCAUCCAGACCCAUUCGACGGAUGACUACAUCAAUGCCAACUACAUGCCGGGCUACCAUUCUAGGAAAGAUUUUAUUGCCACACAGGGACCUUUACCCAACACUUUGAAAGAUUUUUGGCGUAUGGUCUGGGAAAAAAACGUGUAUGCCAUUGUUAUGUUGACCAAAUGUGUUGAACAGGGACGGACCAAAUGUGAGGAGUACUGGCCCUCCAAGAAGGCUCAGGAUUACGGGGACAUAAUUGUGGCAAAUACAUCAGAAAUCGUUCUUCCGGAGUGGACCAUCAGAGACUUCACGGUGAAAAAUAGUCAGACCAGUGAAAGCCACCCGCUGCGCCAGUUCCAUUUCACCUCCUGGCCCGACCACGGCGUUCCCGACACCACGGACCUGCUCAUCAACUUCCGGUACCUCGUUCGUGACUACAUGAAGCAGGGUCCUCCGGAGUCCCCGAUCCUGGUGCACUGCAGUGCCGGGGUGGGAAGGACAGGCACCUUCAUUGCCAUCGAUCGUCUCAUCUACCAGAUUGAGAAUGAGAACUCUGUGGAUGUGUAUGGGAUCGUAUAUGACCUCCGAAUGCACAGGCCAUUAAUGGUGCAAACAGAGGACCAGUAUGUUUUCCUCAAUCAGUGUGUUUUGGAUAUUAUCAGAACCCAGAAAGACUCAAAAGUAGAUCUCAUCUACCAGAACACAAGUGCAAUGACAAUCUAUGAAAACCUCGCACCAGUGACUGCAUUUGGAAAGACAAAUGGUUACAUUGCCUGAUUCCAAAGGAAAGCCUUUCUGGAGUUCACCAGACCGUCACAGCCACAGCAAAGGAAAAUGCCCCAUGCCGACAUGUUUCUAUGUCUAAUAUCUUCAUUCUUUGUUCUGUUUGUUUAGAACUAAUGUGAGGGUGUUCAGGGGCUCAUGUGAAACAUGACACAUGAGAAGUUGGGGCUCAUGGGGGGCUGUGGAGGGUGAGAGAAUCGACUACAUUCCUGAUUACCAAUGGGAUGAGUUCACUUUUUAUUUCUGGAGAAUUACGGAAAACCAGGAAAAGUGAGCUAUGGUUUUGGUUUUUUUUUCUUUUUUCAAAAACAGAUUUUUUUUUUAAAGACUAUUUUAUAUGAUUCACAUGCUAAAGCCAGGCUUGUGUUGGGUUGAAUAUAUUUUAAGUAUCAGAAGUCUAUUUUUACCUACUGUAUCUUGGAAUCUAGCAGAUGGAAAAUACAUAAUUGUGGACGAUUAUCACGUGGGGAGGGCUAGGUGUGCCUCUUUCUGCCUGGCUUUUCUAUUUGAACAUGUGCCUUUUCUGAAUUAUGCUUCCACAGGCAAAACUCAGUAGAUAUCUAUAUUUUUGUAUCGAAUCUCAUGAUUGGAAUAUACGGCAUAUUUAAACAGUAGUUUAGUAUCAGAGGUUCAGCCUUCUCAGAAGUGUUCGUGUUCGCAUUUGAUUGGAGGCAGCUUCCGCACCCACCUCCUGUUCAUUCCUAAUUCUUUCUUCCUUUUGUCCUUGAAGUUGUCCCCAAAGACAUUUCUGCUGCCACAAUUUCAGCCCACGCGUGAGAGUGGAGUGGAAACUAUCACCUUGAGAAUUUUGGGGGGUGGGGGGACAGGGGGACCCCUAUAGUGAUGUAAUCUUUCCUCGUCUGUUUUCUAUCAUUUUCCUCAUUUCUGUAUGUGGUAAGAAGGAUUAUUUCAAGGUGCAAUAUCUGACUUAGUGAUUCAUGAUGCUCUAGGUUUUUAGUAAUGUUUUACUCAGGUUGGCAUUAUAUGUGUGUCCGUGUUUGUGUGUGUGUUUUUAAAAGUGUGGCAAUCUGUGAACACUUCAGUGUGAAAACAGUGUCAAAUGACCCCUCCUCCCUCAAAGCCCACUGGCUUUAGUCUGUAUCUGCAGUGAUGCAUCGGUAUCUGCUGUAUAUAUAUAUACUAAACUCUCAAAACAGUCAUUCCUUUGAAUGGAGGUGUACAAAAUUUGAAUUUGUAUCAGAGAUGUAACUAUUAUUUUUCAAACCUCUUUUCAUUCUGCUGCUGUAAUUACUUUGAUUUUUUUUUAAGUGUAGAUUUUUUUUUGGGCUUCAGGUUGUAUAUCCACCAAGAAUUUCAGAAUUUGUGUGGAUUUAUUUUAUUGGUACAUACUCUGUAAACUUUGUCAAGGCAUUAACAUGAAAGGAUUUGUUUCUUUUUAUUUUAUAUGGUGGCUCAGGUUAUAUUUUGAAGAAGUUGUGAAUUUAUCCUCUGAUAGCAAAUGAAGUAUCCAAGGUUUGUAUGAAGGAGUUACCGAGUCCCUGGAGCUCUGUGGCUGUUCCCACAGUAAUAAUCCUGCUGUGAAGCAGGACAGGCGUGUCCUGCUGAGGUGGGAGCGGGGUCUCCCCAGCGCCCGGUCACUCACUGUCUCCAGACCCCGCCCCGCGACUCACCGGCACUUUGAUAACUAACUGCACGUCAAUGGGUGCUUUAGAGUCAACCACAGCGGCCCAAAAGCCCUUGAUUCAUUCAGAGAUUUAGUGCAGAAUGUCUUUUGUCCCGUCCCCCUUUCCCUUUGAGGUACUGAAAGGAGAGGCGGUGGUGGGGUGAUGUUUUGGGAGAACCCUGCUUCCCACAUGGAAAUUGCACUUUUUGCUGAUUCCUAUGCUGUCUUUGGCAGUCAGCGGUUUGUUCAGCAUCAGGCCCUUGAGGAAUGGGGUGUCCAGGCCGGAGAGAGCUCUCUGUCCUCAGCUGCAGAGGGGCCACUGGUGCCUUUGCUCUGCGUUGGGGGAAGCUGUGUCUGUGCGGGGUGUUGGUGAAGCUGGUUUGGGGGCUCCUCUCUGCUUCAUAGUGGUUUGGCCCUCAGUGCUGGCAGAGCCGAGAGCUCCCCCUGUUCAGGCAGUCGCCCUUCACUCACCCCCACCCCUCUCUGCUUUGUCGGGAGACCACUGUGCUGGGUACCUGGGUGUCACAGCCCAGGUCGCUGCUGCAUCUGGCCCUGUGCGUCUCACUGCCUUGGAGAAGUCAGAGGGAAGGGCUGGGCUGGAAAAUCCCCUUAAAAGAUGAAAGCAACCAUAAUCAAAACAUAGUUUUCUGCAAAAGCCAGAAAGCUGAGUCCCUCUUGCUUGGCAUGGGCUGGGGACACGGGUCUACAUGCCCCUCUUGGAUGACACUGCUAAUCUAGGGAGGAAGGUUUGUGGGGGAGAUUUCUGGGUUCCAAAUGGGCAGGUCACAUGAGGUCAGGGUGCUUGCUCUUGUGCACCCUGGAGAGGGCUGGGAGGGCCAGCGGAGUUGGUGAGGGUCUUGAUAGCUCAGUGAUGGAAAAGGGAAGAUUAGUGUGUAACCAUAAGGACAUAGGGGCCGGAGAUGGUCACGGAGAAGUGGAGUGUGCUUUUGGCCUCGGCCCAACCAACCUUCCCAGCCACAGUGACCUAAAAUCUGAGGAGUGGGUGGUAGGGUAGGGAUGGCUUGGCUCCCCUGCUUAGAACUGCGUGGUCACCCACAGCAAAGCAGCCUGAAUGGGGCUGACUGUCAGUGAAAGGACUAAGGAGCUGGCUCCAGAGAUUCAGGCCUGUGAUCGAUCGCUUCUCCCACAAACAAGGGCUUUUGUCUCCAAAGUCAAGUCUUGUGAUGAUUGGCGCCGGAAGAUGAUUUUCCAUGGAGCGACUGAUCGCCAGCUAGACUUGGGCAUAAUGGACUCCACUGGACUAGACUUGGUCAUGUCCCAGGCUCCAGAGGCUCCUGGGCCGCAGGUGGGGGCUGACCACGCAGCUCACUCACCUCUGCGUUCCCUCUAGGUGGAAAUGCCUGUUUGCUUCUGAGCUGCUUGACCGUGCUUGUUGAGCUAAGCCGUUCUUGGUGACAGAUGCUGACUUGCGUCAGAAGCGCAAGCGCUGAGCUCUCCGACCUCGUGUGACAGUGGAGCCCUCCAGUCGCUUCCCCCGGAGGGCCCAGAAGUAGGAUGCAUUGAUGUGGACUCUCAAACUGUAAUUUUCUUGUAACUAUUUUGGAAUGAUGCAUAUUUCUAAUGUUUGUUAUACUUGUACAGAGUUUUGCUGUUGGUUGCUUUUCUUGUUUUUUAAGGAACAAAAUGGCCUGAAAAAAAUUUUUUAA
Messenger RNA from Condylura cristata (star-nosed mole), 7074 nucleotides. RefSeq names its product protein tyrosine phosphatase, receptor type, J (gene PTPRJ). Gene Ontology annotation, molecular function: protein binding; protein tyrosine phosphatase activity. Lineage: Eukaryota; Metazoa; Chordata; Mammalia; Eulipotyphla; Talpidae. The transcript has 25 exons. The record is from RefSeq and is a predicted model, not a curated record. Gene Ontology annotation, biological process: protein dephosphorylation. Bases 1 to 3777 code for a protein of 1258 amino acids.